Corylus avellana is the source of this 648-nucleotide messenger RNA. RefSeq lists its product as uncharacterized. Lineage: Eukaryota; Viridiplantae; Streptophyta; Magnoliopsida; Fagales; Betulaceae. The record is from RefSeq and is a predicted model, not a curated record.
AUGUGGGAAGGAUUGAACGGCGUUUGCAACAGUGGUGACUGGUUUAAGGUGUUGAAGGAAGCUUCUAGGUUUUAUGCUGCGAGUUGGGUACGUGAUAUCGAUCCGGAGCUUCGGCCAAAUGAUUAUAAGAAGGAUGAAGAGGGUGAGGAUAAGCCCAGUGGAGCAAAAAGCAAGACUAGAGAGAAAAAACCAUCGACGUUGGAAGAUGUUGAGGGGGGAAUGGAGACACCAAGGCCUGCUUUGCAACGGGUGUACAUGACAAGAGCUUCUGCCAAUAGAGAUGCUCUCAAAAGUUUUAUAGAACGGUAUCAAGAAGGCAUCCAACAAGUAAUGGAGAAGAAGCAGGAUUCUAAAUCUCAACAAGAAGCUAAUGCACCCAAAAAUUCACCUUGACCUUUUGUAGGAGGCAAUAUAUAUUUACUCUUCUCCCGCAUUUGGGAGUAUUCAUACAACUUGUAGGGCUUUCUACAGCUCAGAUCAUAGGAGACUAUUAGCAGAAUUUAUUCUGUUAAUGCAAAGCAAAACUUGAGAGCUAUAAAUACUGGUCAAUCUUAUGUAUAGCUAAUUUCAUUAAAGUACAUAUCCAUUGGUAGCUGAAAGUAAAUUUGCCACUUGAUUUCUAUGGUAAUUGGUUUUAUGAUUUAAUUA